This is a messenger RNA of Haemorhous mexicanus (house finch), 1699 nucleotides long. It is a transcript of the gene PHOSPHO2, whose product is annotated as phosphatase, orphan 2. NCBI's taxonomy places the organism in Eukaryota, Metazoa, Chordata, Aves, Passeriformes, Fringillidae. The transcript has 4 exons. Gene Ontology annotation, molecular function: phosphatase activity. The record is from RefSeq and is a predicted model, not a curated record. Bases 399 to 1124 code for a protein of 241 amino acids.
GCCGCGGCCGGUCCGUCACACACGGAGGGAGGGGAGAGGCGGGGCGGAAGCCAUCCCCCAGCGAGCCCCGGAGGCCGGACCCUUCUCCGAAGCCGGUUCCUGAACAUCUCGUUUCCCUGCGGAGCGUCCGUACCCGAUCUGCCUGAUGCUCACGCUCCUUUAUUCUGAAUCAGACAAAGGUGAAUAAAUUGUCUGGGAACUGCAUGAAGUAAUGACCUGCAUAACCAUAGGUACAUUGCAGUGAAGAAUGUGAUACUUUGAUUUGAAGGUGUAGACAGCCUCACCAGAAGUAAAGGUGCACUGAUGCGGCUGCGCCCUGCAGGCAGGACUCUGCCAAACCCCUCGUUCUUCCCCAGCUGCUGCCCCUGGAGGUUACUGGACCUGCGCUGCGUUCAGCUAUGAAAUUUCUGUUGGUUUUUGAUUUUGACCAUACAAUCAUAGAUGAAAAUAGUGACACCUGGAUUGUGAAAUGUGCUCCUGAAAGAAAACUUCCUAAUGGAUUAAGAAACUCUUACCAACCAGGACAUUGGACAGAAUAUAUGGGCAGAGUCUUUGUCUACUUGGGAGACAAUGGUGUCAAAGAAGAUGAGAUGAAAAGAACUAUGACAACAAUUCCUUUCACUGCGGGAAUGAUAGAUCUUCUGGGAUUUAUUGGCGAGAACAAGGAGUUGUUUGAUUGUAUAAUUGUUUCAGAUUCUAAUACAGUAUUUAUUGACUGGAUUUUGAAAGCUGCUGACUUCUAUAAAGUGUUUGAUGAAGUGUUUACAAACCCUGCAGCAUUCAGCAGUACUGGCUAUCUUACUGUACAGCACUUCCAUGCUCACCAUUGUGCAAAGUGCCCUAAAAACCUUUGCAAAAGGAAAGUUUUAAAAGAAUUUCUAGAUAAACAGUUGGAGCGAGGAGUGAGUUAUACACAAGUUAUAUAUAUAGGUGAUGGUGGGAAUGACUUAUGUCCAGUAAUGUUUUUGAAGAAGAAUGAUAUUGCUAUGCCCAGGCAGGGGUAUACCUUGGAGAAAAGGAUUUCUCAACUGGCCCAAAGUCUCAGUCCUGUACAGUGUUCUGUUCUGGUUUGGUCAUCUGCAAUCGACAUUAUGUCUUACCUGAAAUUACUUAUAAAGGAAUGAUUCAAAUGAUAAAAGGAAGCUGAUGCAGUUACAUUUUAACUUACUGGGAGAGAAAAACUGUGUGUGUAUAAAAGCUCAAAAUUGUAAAAUUGGACUAUUAUCUGAAAUUAUGGGGUUUUCAACCACAACAUGAAACUGUUUAUGUUCAAACCUAGUGAUAAUGGGAAAGUGCAGUAAAAACGGCCUUCUAACAUAGUACAGAUUCCAACAUAAGUGGAGAAGGGGUGUUGGGACAGGACUUGUCAUUAGUUUUUGGCUACUCCCUCCCCUCCAACCCUUUACAAGUAUAUAGCUGAUAUAUACUUGCAAUCUCACACACUUAGGGGAAGGAGUAGGAUUGCUGUUCAAAAGAAUGAAAUUCUUUAUUAGAAAACAUUAGGCCCCAGGAGCAUGGUUCUAGAGCUGCUGGCUUUUAUACUACUUUGAUCUGGUUGGCAAAUUAUUUGCUUGUAAUCCUGUUUAAUCCAAAGAUGCAUUUAUAUUUUCAAUCGAUUAUUUUACCAAACAAAAUUACUUUUUAAUACUUUGUAUUACCUUGUAUUGUAAAGACAAUAAAAGUUGCUGUCACUGACAAA